Molecule: messenger RNA, 1272 nt
Organism: Lotus japonicus
Lineage: Eukaryota; Viridiplantae; Streptophyta; Magnoliopsida; Fabales; Fabaceae
Product: protein ROOT INITIATION DEFECTIVE 3-like
Exons: 1
Coding region: 1-1272 (423 amino acids)
Biological process (GO): DNA-templated DNA replication; rRNA processing
Cellular component (GO): nuclear pre-replicative complex
Molecular function (GO): protein binding
Source: RefSeq, a predicted model, not a curated record
AUGUCAACUUCAUCCUCGAGAGAAGUUAUCGUUACUAGCUCCCCUGACGGCCCCAUAAUCGCCUACAACGCCUCCACCGGUGCUGCUAUCGCUCAUUUCCCUGGAAGUCGGUCACCGUGUCGCGGCCUUGCCAUGGCUAGCCCAGAGCUCAUCGCAGUCUCUCACGUUUCCCCAAACACAGGUACAGGCUCAAUCCACCUCUACAACUGGUACACCUCAAGCGUGUUUAUCAAGCUCGAUGUCCCUGAACCGGUUGCCCCACUAUAUGCCACCUCAGACGGAGCCUUUCUCUUCGCUGGUGGCGUAUCAGGGGCAAUUCACUCAUUGUCACUCCCUUCAGGGGAUCUGGUUAAGUCCUUCGUCGCCCACUCAAAAUCUGUUUCAAGUCUCACAUUAAGUGACGAUGAGUCACUCUUGGUAUCAGGCGGUGAUGAUGGGACCAUUGUUGUGAUCCCAAAAUUUAAGCUUCUCACGAAGGGAGAUAAAAUAGAAGAUCAGAGAAACUCGAUCUUGUACCGAUUGCAGGCUCAUUCAGAUUCAGUAACUUGGUUGAAAUUUGUCAUAGGGUGUAACUCUACAUUGGUUUCUUCAUCACUAGAUCACACAGUCAAGUUUUGGAGCCUGGCUCUUAAGAUUCAAACCUGCGAUGUGGAAUUCCCUUGUUCUAUUUUGGGGGUUGUUAUGGACUCAACAGAGUCAGUGUUCUAUGCAGGCGGCCAUGAUGGGUUGGUUUACAAGGGGUUGAUGAAGGUUGAGACUAAAAAUACAUUGAUAAAAUCUUAUGAUUUGGUCCCUUUGUCUAAGACCAAGAGACAUAGUGGUUUAAUUGUAUCUCUGAUUUUGGUGAACCAUGGGAGGAUUUUGGUUUCUGCUGCAGAUGAUGGGAGUGUCUGGGCAUGGAAUGUGGAGAGAGGAGACUUCAUUACGGCUCUGGGAAAUAACAUGGGAAAGAUAAGUCAUAUGAUCUUGACCAUAGGAACUCCUGAGUAUCGAUUUAGAAAAAAAAAUAAUGUUGUUGGUAGUGAAAGGAGUAGCUUCACUUCUUCUAGGCUCUGUGAGGAAGAGAUGAUUAAGACUAUGAAGCAAAUCACAGAGGAUGGAGAUUUCAUGGAUAUGAUUAAGAAGGACAAGAAGAAAGCCAUUGAAAUGAUGGAAUCUACCAUUACAACAUACAAGAAGUUCUUGAGACUUAUUCGUACGGAAGCUCGGGCCCUUGAAGCAAUAGAAGAGGAAGCAGAGAUAAAGAAGGAAGAUAUGAAGGAAAAUAAGUAA